CAAUCCGCGGGAGUGGUGCGGUCUCUUCUUCGCGCGUAAGAAGUCUGGGAAGCAGCGCAUGGUGAUCGAUUGCCGCUGGGCCAACUGCAGGUUCCGGCAGCCCGCCACCGUUGCGCUGGCAACAGGCUCAGCACUGGGAGAGCCGCCCGUGCCGGGCGGGGAGCAGCUGCGCGUGGGCCACGUGGACAUCUGCGAGGCCUUCCGCGACUUUUUCGCCCUGCCGUCGGUGAAGGCUUGCGGCGUGGGGCUACUGGGCCUGGGCGGGCAGCAGCUGGGGCCGGUCGCUAGCGUUUGGCCAGUCUUGGCGGUGCUCCCGAUGGGUUGGUCGCACGCGCUGCGCUGGUGCCAGACCAUGCGCAGGGGCAUCGUGACAUCGAUCCCCGAGCUGAGCGAGGUGCCCUUCAUCUUGGACAAAGGCGUGGCGCCGCUGGUGCAUCCGCUGGCUAUGACGAAUUAUGCUGUUGAUGUCCUGGCCCUGGGCGCCGAUCCCAAGGUGGACUCGUUCUCAAGCUUGCUGGGCAUGAUUCCUUGGAGCAUGCAGGUGUCCUGGAGCUCUAAGGCGAUGCGUGCUGACGCGUCCUUCUUGGGCAUUGGGCUGGUCUGCAAGGACUUCGACGAGAUCCUCGCGGGCUUGGCGGGGGUCUUCUCGGAGCGGUGGCGUCUCUUGGGCGGCGCACGGGCGCGGUCGAGGGCUUGGGCAGGCAUCGCCACUGGGCCGCCAGGGGGAAGUUCGAAGACCUCGCGCAGGGGCGUCUCGGGGCCGCCGGAAGGGAUUUCGAGGACCUCGCUCGGGAGCUCCGAGGACUUCCAGCGCGUCGUCGGCGCGGAGGAGGCCGGCGUGGAGGCCCGCCAGUUGGCGUCUGCGGCGCCCUUCGCGCUGCGGCGGCGCACGUUGCCGCGGCCGGCCUGCGGCCAGGGGCGCGCCGGCUACCCGGCGAGUGCAACUUCGCGGGCGGUCCGUCGCGAGGACUGCGGCGCGCUGGCUGCGCCCGGGACGGAGGCGUCGGCGCUGACUGGCUUUCGACGCCCACCCCGGGCGAGGCUUGCCGCCGCGGUGCCGAUGUCGCAGGGGUUGCCGCGUGGAGCGGCCACAUCGACGCCAGCGCUGAAGCGGCUGUUCGUCGACCCCCAGGUCGGCUGUCCGCCGCGCUUGGAGUCGAGCGGCACGACGGCCGCCCACGGGGUCAAGAGGCGGAAGUUGACACGGCGCAGUGUCAAGGUGGCCCAAGCUGGCUCGCUGGAUGCGCUCCGCCUGAGCACGGUGCGCACGCUGACCACGAGGAGCCGAUGCCAGCAGCUGGCCGACGAACUCGACGCGUGGUUGGAGGAGCAGGGACUGGCGCCGCGGCCGAGGUUCUCGAUCCACGACCGCGAGGUGACGGCUCUUCCCGGGGCGGACGCGGCGGCGCUCGACCUCGGCCUCUCCGAGUGGAUGCUGGGACAGUACUUGGAGGGCGUCGACCACUGGCGCGGGGUUCAGAUGCUGGCCGCCCUGCAGUGGAGCGACCCGCGGCUCGGCCGCGACGGGUCCGCUCGGCUGCCUGCGGCGCGGCAGUCGCUCCGCGGAUGGAAG
Prorocentrum cordatum is the source of this 1573-nucleotide messenger RNA. Lineage: Eukaryota; Dinophyceae; Prorocentrales; Prorocentraceae. The record is from the annotation of a GenBank genome assembly.